AUGGACCCGAACGCAACCUCGUCUUUUCUCACGGAUGGAGACACACACUAUGGCUCAUUUGAGCACUCCACAACCUCCAUCAUUGUCGUCUAUUUCAUCCUGAUGCCCCUCCUCCCAUUGAUGUACUGGAUCACCAGAAGCAUUCUCAAUGACCACGCAUACGAUCGCGACUAUGAGCAACAGCUGUCCGAUGACUGCAAGGCAUUGUGGCGCACAAACGACUGGAAAGUUUUCUACGGCCUCCUACUCCAAACGUUCCAGGUAGAGAGUAAACAUCAUCCUUUCAAUCCAUGGUACUUGAAUACAGUGCAGAAGCGCUGGAAUGAUGAGAGUAGGGGCGAUGCAAUCCGCGGAUUGCUGGAAAGAGGCAUUAUCCCGCUAGUCAUCCAUGACGGCGGUUUGGAGACGACACAGGCCCGGACAUGGUCAUGGUUGGAAAGAUUCCCGUGGGUACAAUUACCGGUCUAUCGACAGGCCAUGUCCCGGGCGUACAUCGAGUUCGCGGUGCCAAAUUGUGAUGAAAAAAAGCAGCGAGAAUUCAUCCACUUGAUCGAGAACAAUGACAGGGAUUUGCAAGUCUCCCUGAUGAUAAACCGCCCAAGACAGAAGGAUAGGCCCACGGUGUUCAAGGCAACGGCCAACCCCCAGAUCUGCAAGGAAUGGCAGCCAUUGAUGAUGGGAGCAGAGUCGGCGGUGGAAGCUUUUUUGCCAUUUAUGCCAGAUACGGUGAUCAAACGGUACGCAGAAGUCAUGCAGUUGAAAUACUUCUUGAAGGAUUGGUAUUAUUGGGAGCAUAUUGAGAACAAAAGUGCGCUGAAGAAGAGGUUGCCGUGUUUGUAUCAUGCACAUGUGGCGCAGGUGCGUGUCGAAUCGAAGCUCUGGACGCCUAUGCAGUUAGAGCGAUUUGUGUUCAACUAUGCGAGGGCCGCGACACUGGAUAGAGACUACAGGUGGCAUCGUAUCAAUAGGGCCAUGUACGGCGCGCUCAAGGCCCGGGACAUUCCUGUUCACGAGUUUUGA
Molecule: messenger RNA, 1020 nt
Organism: Plenodomus lingam JN3
Lineage: Eukaryota; Fungi; Ascomycota; Dothideomycetes; Pleosporales; Leptosphaeriaceae
Source: RefSeq, a predicted model, not a curated record